CCAGGGCAAGAGCAUCUACCGGGAGUGCUUCGAGGAGCAGUUCCUCGACGCCACGCGGAAGUUCUAUCAGGACGAGUCGGUGCAAUACAUUUCGCAGAACACGUGCUCCGAUUACCUGAAGAAGGCCGAGAAGCGCAUCCGAGAGGAGAAAUCGCGGGUGGAGAACUACCUGCACGAGUCCACCAUGGAGAAGGUGCAGGAUCUGUGCGACCGCGAGUGGAUCACCGUGCACUGCAGCACGCUCAUUCACAUGGAGAACUCGGGGUGCUCGUGGAUGUUCCAGCACGACAAGGUGCAGGACCUCGAGAGGAUGUACUUCCUGUUUAGCCGGGUGCCAGCAACGCUCAAGGAGGUGCAGAGAGUAAUGAUGGACUGCAUCUGUGAGUCGGGCCGAGAUAUCCUGAACGACCCUGAAAAGGUCAAGGAUCCCGUGUCCUUCAUCACGGCGAUCUUGGCCUUGAAGCACAAGUACGAUCAGUUCGUGAAGGAGUCCUUCAAGGAGAACAAGGAGUUCCAGAUUGCGCAGAAGCAGGCGUUCGAAAGCUUCCUGAACAAGGACACGAGGACCGCCCAGUACCUGUCCCUGUUCGUGGAUGAUAUGUUCCGGAAGGGCCUCAAGGGCAUGUCCAGCGACGUAGAGAUCGACUCCAACCUGGAACAGGUGGUGACCGUCUUCCGCUUCCUGCAAGACAAGGACGUGUUUGAAAACUUCUACAAGCAGCACCUCGCCCGGCGCUUGCUGACGGGGCGCAGCGUCAGCGACGAGGCAGAGAAGAGUAUGAUCUCCAAACUGAAGAGCGAGUGCGGCCAUCAGUACACCUCCAAGCUGGAGGGCAUGUUCCAAGACAUGAAGCUCUCCGAGGACCUGAUGAAGCAGUACAAGAGCGCCUCCGCCAGCGGCUCCGCGGGGCCCUCCCAGCAGCGGGCGCGCGGCUCCGCGGCGGGAGCUGCAGCGGGCAGCCUGGCGCCGCCCACCGCCGCGGCUGGGGGCAUCGAGCUCAAGGUCUCGGUGCUGACCUCGGGGUUCUGGCCCGGGCCGCCCGGGGCGCCUUGCGAGAUGCCGCCGGAGGUGCAGGAGUGCUGCAGCCGCUUUGAGACCUUUUACCUGGCCAAGCACACAGGCCGGCGCCUCUCCUGGCAGCCGAACCACGGCCUCGCGGACAUCAAGGCCAUGAUGCCCAAGUCCAGGCACGAGCUUAACGUCUCGACCUACCAGAUGUGCAUCCUGGUGCUUUUUAACGCCCACCAGACCCUGUCCUACCAGGACAUUCAGAUGCAGACGAAGAUUCCCGCGGACGAGCUGAAGCGGCAUCUGAUGAGCCUCUACGUCAAUCCGAAGGCAAAGAUCUUAGUCAAGUGCGGCGCUUGCAGCAACGACAAGGACAAGGCGUCCAAGGAACCGCAGGACGGCGACCGCUUCACAGUGAACGCCGCCUUCGACAGUAAGCUUUUCAGGAUCAAGGUGCCCCUUGUGCAGCUGAAGAGCAUGCCCGGUCAGGAGGGCGGCGGGCUCCAGCGCGUCGAGGCGGCAGAGGGCGCGGCCAUCGCGGGCGGCAGCGACGUGCCCGCGACCGUGGAGGAGGACAGAAAGCACCUGGUGGAGGCGGUGAUUGUGCGCAUUAUGAAGAGCCGGAAGACGCUGGACCACAACCAGUUGGUCAUGGAGGUGACCCGGCAUUUGACGUCCCGAUUCCAGCCGUCGCCCACGCUCAUAAAGCAGCGCAUCGAGAAGCUCAUAGAGCGAGAAUACCUCGAGAGGUCGCAGCAGGACCGCAGGGUCUACAACUACCUUGCCUGACGGGCCCUCGUGGCUCGCACCGGGCGUCUCACCGCCGCGCGGCGAGGAUAGUGAGGUGCUGGCCUGUGGCUGUGGCUGCGCCUCGGCCGCGCGGACGAAGCAAAGCCAGCUCGGAGCGCGCCAUGCAGCCGCGUGCCUCAAUAGUUGUAGCCAGUCUGUGUUUCUCUCCUUUGAAGCGCGCCGCGCGGCGAUCGCGACACCCCGCUCGCAUCCGGCUAGUCCGCCGCAGCAGGGAGCCGCAGCAGCGCUGCCCCUUCGGCACGGCCCUGCUCGUGCGACCUCGUGCGUGCCCUCUCCCGCCCUCCUCCCAAGCAGGGACUGGCAGGCGGACCUGAUCUCGCACCUCUCGUCUGCUUGGGCGCGUGGCGAGUUUAGGCGCCCAUUGCGCCAGCGCCCAGCGCGGGCUGGCCGAGUAGAGGGUCCAAGCUGACCCCCUGGGCGCUCGGAAUCGGGCAACCGCGCGCUCCUGCCCAUGCCUCCAGCCGGCGCCCGCGUGUCCUGGUAGACCAGCGGUUCGUGGGUCUCCUGGCGGUGCAUAUUGAGGACACAGACAAUAUGCGAGUGCCGCCCACUUUAGCGUGGUACGCUGUUCGCCUUGACGAAAAUUCUCCUUCGCCAGCAUCUCUGCGUGCCCCGAUGUCGCUGCUCUUCCUCGUCCUUCUCCCUGGGAUUGUAAGGCUGCCUGGCAGCACUAGAGCUAUCCGCCUACGCCGGUCAAUACUAGGCCGAACUUUUGCCAGGGGAGCGGUGGAUACGCCGCUCCAGCCCAGCGGGCAAGGCGCACCCACCACUUUCGGGACUCGGCCUGGCCAGGUGGGCCUUCUCUGAGGUGCGCCUCCAGCUCACAGCGGGUGAAGCCAUAGGUGACAUCCGCGCAUCGAGCACAGACCACCGUCCGCAGGCGGCAAGGUGGCUUGCAUGAUCC
Molecule: messenger RNA, 2723 nt
Organism: Prorocentrum cordatum
Lineage: Eukaryota; Dinophyceae; Prorocentrales; Prorocentraceae
Source: the annotation of a GenBank genome assembly